This is a messenger RNA of Sordaria macrospora k-hell, 939 nucleotides long. RefSeq lists its product as uncharacterized. Lineage: Eukaryota; Fungi; Ascomycota; Sordariomycetes; Sordariales; Sordariaceae. Gene Ontology annotation, molecular function: GDP binding; GTP binding; GTPase activity. Gene Ontology annotation, cellular component: plasma membrane. The record is from RefSeq and is a predicted model, not a curated record. Gene Ontology annotation, biological process: Ras protein signal transduction.
AUGCCAUCCCAAAACCCCCGUAGUCACGGGCACUCGGCAUCAACCGGCUCUGCCAAAACCGCCGGCACCGUCUCUUCUCCCACCCAAGGCACGCAGCAAUCCCAACAACCACCGGUUCCCAUCUCCAUCACCAUCUGCGGCGACGGCGGCUGCGGUAAAUCCUCCAUAACGCUCCGUCUCGUCCGUUCGCAAUGGACAGAAGACUACGACCCCACAAUCGAAGACAGCUACAGCAUCACACGACGCAUCGACGGCGUCACCUACCAUUUGAGCUUAACCGAUACCGCAGGCCAGGAGGAGUACCGCGGCAUGUGGGCCUCGUCCAACCUGGGCGCCGACGCCUUUCUGAUGGUCUACGACAUCACCUCGCGCGACAGCCUCGACGCGCUACAGUACUUCAAUGAUCUGAUCGACAUGGAGGCCGAAACGAGGGCAGAUAACGCGGCGAGGGCACGGAGGGCGGGGUUAUCGCCGGCCCAGAUUUCGGGAAGCAUGUCCAACCGCUACGCGACGGGAUCGAAUAUGGGCGGUGGAGCAGGGUCGGGAGCCAAGGCUGUUCCACCGGUGAAGAUUGUGGCGGGAAACAAAUGCGAUUUGUCAGAGAACCGGGUGAUACCAGCCGCUACGGGCUUGGAGUGGGCGAGGUCGAGGGGGUGCGGGUUCAUGGAGACGAGUGCGCGCCUGGAAGUGAACAUCGAGGAGACGUUUGCGCUGAUUGUGAGGAGGGUGGUGGAGCAGAGGAGGCUGGCGGAGUUGGGGAUUACGGGCGUUGAUCAGGAGGCGGCUGAGGAGUUGUUGGGGAAUAGUAGGGGGCGAACGAAGCCGUUGAGUCCGUUGCCGACCAAGGAUGGGAAGGAAGGUGGGCUGGAUGAGAAGGGUGGGAGUAAAAAGAAGAAGGGAGGGGCCAGCAGGUUUUUGAAGUCUCUGAAGUGCUGGUAG